AUGGCCACCGCCCCUCCUUGCACCUGUGCCUGCGGCGCUCCGUCCCCAUCGCUGCGAUGCCCUCUCGCCCUGCCGCUCCCCUUCUCUUCCCCUCAUCCCGCCGUCCGGCUCGCCGCCCCGCCGCUUCUCGCGCGCCGUCUCGCCGUGUCUCGUCCAAGGGCAGCGUCAGCGCUGGAAGCCCUCGUGCUGGAGUCUGACGACGAGGAUGAGGACGAGAAUGAGGACGAGGAAGCGGAGGAGUCCGGGGCAGGCCUGUUCCAGGGUGAUGAGUGGGCGGCGACCGCCGACGAGAGGGACGCGGUGAGGUCCCCCGAGCUGGAGGUGUUCGAGCUCGAGGAGCUGCCGGAGCAGUGGCGUCGGUCCAGGAUCGCCUGGCUCUGCAAGGAGCUCCCCGCCUACAAGCACUCCACCUUCACCCGCAUCCUUAACGCCCAGAGAAAGUGGAUCACCCAGGACGACGCCACCUACGUCGCCGUCCACUGCCUCCGCAUCCGCCACAACGACGCCGCAUUCCGGGUGUACAGCUGGAUGGUACGGCAGCACUGGUACCGCUUCAACUUUGCGCUAGCCACAAGGGUGGCCGAUUGUCUUGCCAGAGAAGGCAAGGUUGGGGAGUGCCGAGAGGUGUUUGACGCGAUGAUCAAGCAAGGCCGAGUGCCGGCUGAAUCCACCUUCCACAUAUUGGUGGUUGCAUAUCUCAGUGUUGCUAGGGGGCGUUCUCUUGAGGAGGCAUGCACCAUCUACAACCAGAUGAUACAGAUGGGUGGCUAUAAGCCUCGACUCAGCCUGCAUAAUUCACUGUUCCGUGCACUUGUCAGUAAAACAGGAGGCACUGCGAAGCACAAUCUCAGGCAGGCUGAAUUUGUCUACCACAAUAUAGUCACAAGUAACCUUGCGGUGCACAAGGAUAUUUAUGCGGGGCUCAUCUGGCUCCACAGCUAUCAAGAUGUCAUUGAUAGAGACAGGAUCAAAGCUCUUAGGGACGAGAUGAAGCGAGCCGGGUUUGAGGAGAGCACUGAUGUGCUGGUGUCACUGAUGAGAGCCUUCUCCAAGGAAGGGGAUAUUGAAGAAACUGAGGCAACAUGGCAUUGGCUUCUUCGGAGUGGUUGUGAGCUUCCUGCGCAGGCUUAUAUCUGCCGAAUGGAGCUUUAUGCAUGCACUGGUGAGCCUAUGAAAUCCCUAGAAAUGUUCAAGGAGAUGAAGAAUCAGAACAUCCCUCCUAAUGUCGCAUCAUAUCAUAAGAUUAUUGAGAUUAUGGCAAAAGCUAGAGAGAUAGAGAUUGCAGAAAAACUCAUGGAUGAGUUUGUUGAAAGUGAUAUGAAACAUCUGAUGCCAGCCUUUCUUGACUUGAUGUAUUUGUAUCUGGAUCUGGAUAUGCAUGAGAAAUUGGAACAGACUUUCACAAAAUGCCUUGGCCGAUGUCGUCCAAAUAGAAUAUUAUACACCAUUUAUCUGGAAUCAGUUGUGAGGAUUGGGAAUGUCUCAAAGGCCGAGGAGACCUUUGGUGAAAUGCAUAAAAAUGGGAUGAUAGGUACUAAUGCUAAGUCUUGCAACAUCAUGCUUAGAGGCUAUCUUUCAGCAGAGGACUAUCAGAAAGCUGAGAGCAUUUAUGAGUUAAUGUGUAAAAAGAAGUAUGAUAUACCAAUGGAUUCUUUGGAGAAACUUCAAAGUGGCCUCCUCAGUAGCAAGAAAGUUGUUAAGCCACCAAAACCUGUGAGUAUGAAGUUGGAUGAAGAGCAGCGUGAGAUUUUGAUUGGUUUGCUCCUUGGAGGCACUCAAAUAGAAUCUCAUGCACAGAAAGGGGUCUACAUUGUCAAUUUUAAGUUCCAGGAAGAUUCUAAUACUCAUUCAGUUCUAAGGGUGCAUAUUCAUGAACGUUUCUUCGAAUGGCUGCCUUCAGUACGCAGAUCACUAAACACUGAGAGCGAGAUCCCUUAUCGGUUUUCAACCAUACCUCAUGCACAUUUUGGUUUCUUUGCAGAUCAGUUCUUUCAGAAAGGUCAGUCUGUUCUCCCAAAACUCGUCCAUAGGUGGCUUUCCCCACGGGUUCUGGCAUAUUGGUUCAUGUUUGGGGGCUUCAGACUGCAAUCGGGUGAUAUUGUUCUUAAGGUCAGUGGCGGGAACAUUGAUGGUUUUGAGAGAAUUGUGAAAACCUUGCAAACACAAUCUUUAACAUGUAAAGUGAAGAGGAAAGGAAGAUUCUUUUGGAUAGGUUUUCAGGGAAGCAAUGCCGACUCUUUCUGGAGAAUAGUUGAACCUUAUGUAUUGGACAGUUUUGCUAGUUCUACUGAGGAAAGUCACAAUGUAGGUUCUGAUGGCUUGCAAGAUAGUGAUACAUAUUAUGAUGAUGAUACACAGAGGCAUGAUAGAGAAAGUGAUGAGUGA
Molecule: messenger RNA, 2385 nt
Organism: Miscanthus lutarioriparius
Lineage: Eukaryota; Viridiplantae; Streptophyta; Magnoliopsida; Poales; Poaceae
Source: the annotation of a GenBank genome assembly